GUGCGGAGAGUGCACAGAGCUGUCCGCCAUCUUGUCAGCCCGUGUUCUCUCAGCCCGACUGCAUCGAAAAAUUACAAAUUUAAUCGUUAAACGCGUUGAAUGCCCAAUUAAAACACCAGAAAGUGCUGCAGUACACAUUUGCCCACAGCCAGGAUAUCGUCUUGAGUACGCAGCGCCAAGAUAAAGGGGUGAAAAUUGCAUUUGAAAGUGGAAUUGUUGGUGCGAAGAAAAAUUUUCUGCAGCAAAAAAUUCCCAGGUCAAGUAACCAGAGAUAGCACAACAACAACAACAAAAGAGCAACAAAGGCAGCCGAAAGAGAAGAGCCGAGGAAGAAAAGGAAACAAAAGCGGCAACGGCACGGCUUCACAUUGGACAUGUCAUGUCAGCAAGCCUCCAGAUUCCAUUCAGCCACCGCCACAGCCACAUUAGCCAAGAGCACAGCCACCCGGAGGAUAGCCACAGCAGCAGCCGCCGCCGCCGCAGCAGCAGCCAGUGCAGCAGCAACUGCAACAGCUACUGCAGCCGCAACAGCAACAGCCGCAACAGCGAUAACCGCAGCAACAGCAGCAGCAACGCUGACGCCAGUGGAGAGCAUCGCCGGCAAGACGACGUCCGAGGACUCGGAUCCCUAUGCCUUCACAGAGACUGUGGCCGUCACUCCGCCCAUUUUAUUCAAUGCACAGAAAUCGAGAGCCCGCCUAAGCGACAGCAAUAGAGGCAGCAACAAGAGGCAGACGGCAGCAACAGCUGCGGCCAGCAGGAAGGCGAGUCUGGUGGCGCAACUGAAUGCCACAGCAGCAGCAAAGGCGCAGGCGUCUUUGGCGAAUACCACAACGAAUUUCCAUCAUGUCACGCAAUCUCAGAGACAGUCGCCGGCGUUGCAGUUGCAGCUGCCAUUGCCGCUGCAAUCACAGUCGCAUUCGCAGUCGCAGGCCUCGCCGAAGCGGGCCACCAACGUGUGCGUAGUCCGGCCGCAGCAGCAGCAGCUGGAGAAGAUAGCCACCUCGGAGUCCUGCCAGCCGCCGGCAGCACCGCCUCCGCUCUACGCCCACACUCCAUCGCUGUGGCAGACGCCGCUGCUGCUCGAAAACGGGCAAAAGCAACCGCAGACGCAGCAGCAGCAGCAAACGCAGAAGAAACAUGUCCAGCACCAGCAGCAACAUCUCCUGCAACAUCUCCCGCAGCAUCAGCAACAGCUCCUAUUGCAGCAGCACCAACAGCUGCUACAGCAGCAGCAACAACAGCAGCAGCAGCAGCAGCAGCAACAACAACAACAACAGCAGCAGCAGCAGCAAUCCGUUGCCAUUGCGUUGGUCAGCCCGCCCACAUCGCCCGCCUCAUUACCUUCGCCCACUCUGCCGCCAGCCACAGCUGCAGUGACCGCCAUGGUGGCUCCGAUCUCCGUAUCGCCCAAGGGUGGACUACCCCUGCCGCCAUCGAAAUUCCAUCAUACCACACUGGCGCAACACCUACAGAAGGUGGAGUGCUUGAAGAAGAAGAAGUCCUUGCCACUGUCCUGCCAAAACAACAACAAUAACAGCCAGUUAAAGAACAACAACAAUGUCGGGGAGUCGCCCAACAAACCUGUGGUGCAGGGAACUAACUAUAAUCAGACCCAGCCGCCACCACUGAUGGUCUUUAACACGGGAACAGUUGCAGUUCCCGCGCCGACACCACAGAUUGCUGCUCCACAGAAACAUUCCACCGGCAACAGCGUGGAGGACAGCGAUCUCAACGAGAUACCCGUCAAUGUUAUCUUUCGAAAGCCUCCAGCGGCGGGCGGAGCAGGAGGUACAGGAGCAACUGGACAGGGAGCGCUGCAAUCCCGACCAGCAGGAGUAAAGCUGGUGACUCCUCUUACGCCGCCCUCUCCGCCGGAGAUGAGCGCACCGCCUUUGCUAGCGCAAAUGCAACCGCAAAUGCAACCGCAGAUGCCCACAUCUUGUGUUCCAGCUUUAGCUCCCAGCUUCAAAGUGAUGCCACCAGCAGUUCUCAGCCCCAAGGUGGUCCCACCUGCUCCCCCGAGCUCAAAGCUCUCGGUUCCGGCAGCACCUGCUUCAACGAACUCCCAGCAGGUUGCAACCACAGCUGUACCAGCCACCCCAACCUCAUCAGCACCCGCAUUAGCCAAGAAAACUGAACAAAUGUCUUCCAAAGUGGCCAAUUUAAUCACCGCCAACCGUCAAGCCCCGAUUGCUUCGAAAGGCGGCAGAAAAGGCACCACUAACACUAACAACAAUAGAAACAGCCAGAUCGUAGCAAAGAAACCGCAGCCAACAUCGAUGCCGCCUCCCCAGGAGCCGAUUGCGGCGUCGGCAACCAAGUCCACGGAUUCGGCUCAUCGUCAGCGACGCCGCAAGCCUGCCUCCAAACGCGACUCGGCAACUCUGAGCGAGAACGAAACCUUUUCGUCUGACUCGCCCUAUUGCCUGCAACAGCACUGGCUGCACUUUGGAUCCAAGGAUCAUUCCCACGACUCACCGCUGUCGCAGAGCAACCGGCGUGAGGAGCGUAUUGCAGUCCGUAAGGGAGUCCUGAGGCGUCAGGCGCUGCAACUGCUGUCCACAAGGUCGCUGCAGGAGCUACCCAUGCGAGCGGCCAAACAGAGGUUGCAGUGCGUCCAGAACAUGCUGAUUAAGUACCAGGAUCACGCCGGUCAACAGCAGGGAAUUGGAAUUGGCAACCGCUGCCUGGUGGCCAGCUGCAAGCAGCCCACGUUGAGCAUGGCGGCGCACUGUGAGCGCCACAUCGUGAACAACAGCACCCAGCAGCUUUUCCAGCCCUGCGUGGCCUGGCGAAUGGAUGGAACUGCCUGUCAGGCUCCUGUCUUCGAUGUGCUGCACACGCUGGCCCUUUGCAAGGUGCACAGCCACCUGCGUUCCGGAAUGGAUGGAACCCGUCCAGCACCGAAGCAGGUGCCUAUGAGUUUACCCGUCGCCAGUCUGGCCACGCUCUGUGUGCCUGUGAAGCAGCAGCGUAAGCGCAAGGCUAACGCCAAUCCCGUGGCUCGUCCGCAGAAACGUGGCAGAAAGCCGGCGAACGAACCAACGGUUAUCCAGAUCAGCCGGCAGAUAAACACACUGCCGCUGGUUCCAUCAGCGGGUAUGCAGCGCAAAAGCAGCACCACCUCGCUGGAGUCCAUUGCCAGCAACUCGCACUCGUCGGCCACCUCGCACUCCCAGCCGCCCUAUACGCCCGCAAAUUUGUCGGCUGCGGUUCCUGCAGCACAGAACUUACCCCAGCUAUCCAUUCCUCCAGCGCUGGCUCCACUCAGCGGAGAUUUUCAGCCCAAGCAGCAGCAGCAGCAGGAAACGCUCUUGGUGCCCAAGUUGGAGGUGGAUUCCCUGUUCAAAUUCGAGGCCGAUCAACCGCAGCAAGCACACCUGGGCCCAGGCCUACUUUCUUUGGACAAUGCCAAUAUAAAGGCCGAGGAGAUUAGCCAAAUUGUGGCCCAAUUGGCAGCGGCCGGUGGUGAUUUGCCCCAUCAGAAUAACAAUAACAACAGUAGCAAUCAUAAUAACAAUAGUGUGCACUUCAACAACAACAAUAAUGUAAACUAUAGCCACAAUAACAAUAAUCAGCACAGUUUUCCGUCAUUCAACACGGCCUUUGGUAAUGCAAUGGGCCAGCCAACCAACACAAUCACGCACAAUGGCCAUGCUGCUCCCGCUGUUCUGGCCAACACGGCAGAUCUGCUGGGCCAGGAUAUGUUUGGUAUUUGCGAGAACAGCUCGGCGUACGCCAGUUCGGAAGACACCGGCCUGGGCGGACUCAGUGAGUCGGAGCUGAUAGGCGCUAACGAUGCUGAUGACAUAGCAUUGAAUGGCGCCCACUUGCUGGAGGAGCACGAUCUGGUAAAUGUGUUCGACACGCUGCCGGACGAUGCCUUCAACGAGCUGUUCCAAUCCGUGCAACAAGCCGAGUGCGAGGCCAUGGAUCGGGCCUUGGAGAUCGCCGAUAAGAACCUCAAGUGUCUGCAGCAGACGAUCGGCGGCUCGGCGGACAGCGCCUUUCUUAACGAUUUUCUGGACGUUAACGAUGAUCUGCUAGCUGAUGCUGUGAUGCACUCGCCGAACACAUCCGGCAUAGAUGCCGCCACUCUGUUCGUGGACAGCAGCAGCGGCGGCGGCAACAGCAGCAGCAACGGCGCCUCCGACAUCCGGGGCCUGGUGCAGACCUAAUUCCGGCAUCAGAUCGGAUUUAGGGCCUUCAGUUCAGAGUUCACUAAGAAAGAGAUUUUCCAAACUAAAUAUUUCCCAUUCACUUUCGGGCAGCUUUCGCUAAGAGUAUUUCGGUAUUUUCUUCUUUUGGCAAUUUUAUAACUGCGAUUCUGGUUCGGCACAAUCUUCUAUAUGCUGCUUAAAAGUUAUAUGCAUAAUUAAAUAACAUUCAAGAAAACCAUAUAGUUAUGCGUUAAUGUGAAAAACCUAAAAAAAAAUUACAAAAAUUAAAAAACUUUGAAAAAAUGUCCAAAAAUAUUUAAAUCAAUUUAAUGAAACAACAAUAAGAAUGAAAUGUACAUGUAAUCGUACACGGAAGCAUAAAAUAUGUAAAUUCGCGGGAAACUGUAGCAUUACAUAACUCUUAAAGUAAACUUAAUUUGUUAGUGAGCCAACAAAGGAUUGUAGAGAGCAGCUUUAUUAUACAUAUAAAUCGGAAAAUAUAGAAAGAUACCAGGAGCAAACAGAUAAAAUGAAACCGAAAUAGUAGGAAAUCUAGCAACAAAUUUGAAUUCUGAAUUAAAUCACGAACGCUACACAGUGAGAGUUCGUUUACCUAAGUAAGCCUAGAAUUUGUUUAAACAUUUUGUGAGCGCAUUUACAACAAGAACACCUUACACUCAAACGAGGAUUGCAAUCAAUUUCGAGUAAAUCAAAAAAGAAGCAGAAGAGUUUAAGUUUGGUUUAGUUCUUGGUUUGCACGAAACACACACCCAUACCUACACCCACACCAACACACAUACAACGUACAAGGGACUAGUUUGAAACCGCGAAUCGUAUUACUAAAUAUAUAUACAACUAUAUAUACUUAUAUAUAUAAAAUAUAACUAUAUAUACAUAAUACUACUUAAAUAUAUCUGUACACAUACGUUUAAGUGUAAGCUUUAAUUUAAACCAACCCACAAAACAAAGAAAGAAAAAUCAAUAACAAAAAAAUCAACAGAAUGUAAAAGUGUAAACUCGAUUUAUUUUUAAGCUCUUUUAUUUAGCCAUUGCGCCAUGGCCGGAAACUUUGUUCGAUUUUAAUUUAGCCUAACAAAUUUUAAAAGCAAAAUUAGGCUGACCGACAAUUUUUGAGUUUUUACCUUGCGUUCGUCUAUCUAGAUUCUGUAAAUUAACAAAUAUUAAAUAGAACAUAAAUGAAAUGUAAUUUUCUUUAGUCUAGUGACAAGCAACCACUUAUAAAACGAGAUAUAUUUAUACAACAAUACACAAAACAAGCAAGAAAACUGUUACGCUUUAAAAUACGAUAUAUACCACUCACUGGAGCCCGAUCCCGAAAUCACAACCCUCAAACAAAACGUAAAGAAGUUCAGACCCCAACCAUUCCAUCCCCAUCCAUUGUAAGAUUUCAUUUCUCAUCUGUCACAUGGAAUCUAAGAAAGUAUUAAAUGUACGUAAAACGUUUAAUAACACUAGAUAACUAUGUAUUUGUAUAUGUAUCACACGCAUCGACUUGGCAUUAUGUUGAAGCACCCAUCGCACACUCGAACACAUGCAUCUUUCAUUGGGAUUUUCGUUUGGGCCAUGCGGAAAUCGAAGCGAAACGAUAGGAGCAGAAGGAACUACUUUAAACAUAAUGGAACUCUGUAAUAUAUGAUAUACGAUUAACUCCCACACUCUCACUCUCUAUCUUUAAUCCCCUAUUAAGAUAUAACUGUAUGAAUUCGUUCUUGAGUUGGUUGACUACCGAUUACCGGGUUGAUUACUAAUUACUUUACUCUGAUCUACAUCGCUGUGCAAGUGACGCGAACAAAAUUUAUGUUCUUUUUUAGUAGCGAAACUACGAAACUAUGUAUUUGAUUAUAUGCUUUAAACCCUAUUUUUGUUACAAAAAACGAACCCUUACUUUAUAAGAACUGUAGCGAUGAACCUACAAACCCGCAUCCCUCCAGUAGCCGCCUCGUUUCCACCAUUUGAAGUUUUGUCUAUGUUUUCGGUAUGAGGUACAAUUUCAUUUUGUAAUUUACGUGCAUUUUUGUGAUCUAAUUUGUGUAACUAUUAUAAACGAAAAAAAAGAAACAAAAUACUUUAAGAAAACGAAACAAAAAAAAUAAAACAAAUCGAAGCAAAUGAAAAAA
Molecule: messenger RNA, 6301 nt
Organism: Drosophila suzukii
Lineage: Eukaryota; Metazoa; Arthropoda; Insecta; Diptera; Drosophilidae
Product: lethal (3) L1231
Cellular component (GO): nucleus
Source: RefSeq, a predicted model, not a curated record